Molecule: messenger RNA, 1269 nt
Organism: Rotaria sordida
Lineage: Eukaryota; Metazoa; Rotifera; Eurotatoria; Philodinida; Philodinidae
Source: the annotation of a GenBank genome assembly
AUGAUGACGUCGUCAGUAUCAUCUUCACCAUUAUCUUAUUCUUCCCCAACACCAAGUCCUGAAUUAAUUAAAAUAAAUUCAAAUCAUAAAACAUAUUAUAUUGAAAUUGGACUUACAAUAUUAUUUCUUUGUUUAACUAUACCAAGUUUAUUUUUUUUAACACUUAUCUAUCAUCGUGAAACAACAUUUAUUUCAACAUCAUUAGCAAUAGCAACAACAACAACAAUAACAGCAACACCAACAAUAAUAGAUUCUUCUUUUAUUAAAUCAACAUAUCAACAAAAAAAUUUCUAUCGUAAAUCAUUAUUUAAUUAUCCACAAGCACGUUGUAUGGAUGAUAGUAUUGCUUCAUAUUAUAUACGUUUAUCAAAUAAUAAUAAUUCAUAUUGGUUAAUCUAUUUUGAUGGUGGUUGGUUUUGUUAUUCAAAAGAAUCAUGUAAUCUUCGUCGUAUAUAUUCACCAAAUUUAAUAACAUCAAAUAAUAUGAAUGAAAAAAAAUCUUUCAUUGGUAUAUUUUCAUCAUUAAAACAAUAUAAUAUUAUUUAUGUACCAUAUUGUUCAUCUGAUUUAUGGUCGGGUUCAUCAAAUAAAACAUAUUCACAUGGUUAUGAUAUAUUUCAUGCUAUAUUUGAUGAUUUAAAAUUUGAUAAACAAUUUCAAAAAGCUAAACAAAUUAUAUUUACAGGUUUUUCAGCCGGUGGUCUUGGUCUUUUAUUAAAUUUACCUAAUUUAUUAAAAAAAUUUUCUUCAACAAUUGAUCUUCGUGUUAUUAUUGAUUCAGGUUGGUUUAUUGAUUAUCCAGGUAGUAUAAAUGGUAUAACAAAAAUUAAUGAAGCUAUGAUUUAUUGGAAUACACAAAUACCAUCAACAUGUCAAUUAAAACCACAAUAUAAAUGUUUUUUAGGUAGUGAAGCUAUACGUUUAUUUCCUUCACAUGUAUCUAUAUUAAUUAUACAAUCAUUAUUUGAUCAAACACAAUUACAUUUAGAUAAAUUAUAUAUUAAUUCAAAUGAUUUUUCUUUGAAACUUAUUGAAAAUCUUCGUCAAUCAAGUAAUCGUAUAUCGAUAUUUGCACCAGCAUGUUCAAUACAUGGACUUUUAUUUCGUUCAUUAUGGUCACAAUUUAAUAUUGAACAAAGAACACUUGCUUCUGUACUUAAUAUAUGGUUGAAAAGAACAAAAAGAACUCAUGUUCAAUUAAUUGAUAAUCAUUUUGAUUCAAGUUUUUGUCCACAUAGAGAAGAUGAUGAUGAUGAUGAUGGGAUAUAA